Molecule: messenger RNA, 1011 nt
Organism: Caenorhabditis remanei
Lineage: Eukaryota; Metazoa; Nematoda; Chromadorea; Rhabditida; Rhabditidae
Exons: 4
Coding region: 1-1011 (336 amino acids)
Source: RefSeq, a predicted model, not a curated record
AUGGCACCGCUGGAAGCCGCAUACAACGAGUCAAUCAACAAGUCGCUGGAUGUUGUUACCGAUUCGAAGUGGGUCAAGAUGUUUCCGCAAUGUGUCGCUGAUGCUGAUAAAUCGUCAAAUUUCAUGACGAGAGCUCUUUACGUCGGGUUUUCGGCAAUUUUAAGCAAACGUGGAGUAUUAGGGCCUGAAUUCUUUUCAAAAAAUCAUAUUACAGAGAAACUGAAGUGUAUGUCGCUUUGCUUCAAAAAUCCGAAAGCUCUACAGAUAUCGCAACUACUAAAAAAUGCCGGAGAUGCUAUAAAGAAAGGUUAUCUGAAGGAAAUUUCUCUCGUUAUUACUGAAAACGAAGGCGACGUCGACGCAAUUGAAGUAUACUCUUUCAAGUUCCAUUACUUCAAGAAUGGAGGAGUUGCUGCUCAGCUAAGUACAAAAGUGAAAACUGAUGAACCAUCACCAUUCGAAAAACUGACAGAGCUUGAUUAUCAAGGUACAGAGACAGUGCGCAAUCAACUCGUGAUGAUGACUCGAAGCAUUUCUCAUAUCUGUGAAAAAGUUCUUGAACCUUUGCCAAAUGAGUUCGAUGCAAACUUCCGUAUCGACUACACUGACGAGGCUCCUCUAAAUUAUCGUAUCGAAGGUUUUUUUGAUUCGUCGACAUUUUACACAUUACCAAACGACAUACAAUCUGCUACUCUUGGUCAUCUUCGUCCAGGAUAUCACGCAUCGCUUCUCGACGUCUCCAGUAUCUUUAUUCCCGAUACAUAUGCAGCGGAGUUAAGUCUCAAACGACAUGCUGAGAAAACUGCCGAAAAACUUGGCUACACUGCUGAUGGAAUACUCUACAAGUCAUUCAGUUUCGAUGGAAACGCCAGCAAUACAACUAGUGAUGCGAAUUCACUGGCUUCAUCCACCACACUGACACCGACUGUGGUAAAGAAGAAUGGCAAAAAAUCUGAUCAUUCCUCUAGCGCAAGAGUUGCUCCGUAUAGUAAAGGACGAUCCCGUAAAUAA